AACCAAACAGAAUUUUCAGCGCUUUGGCUUGAACAUCAGGACAUUUUACAUUAUUUUUCGAAAUAUGAAAUUAUUUAUGUUUAUUUCGAGAGCGAUUGGAGGAUUUCAUCCUCAUAGUUCGUUGUAAUUUCAUCAACCGACAACCAUCGUGAACACGUAAUAUCCGCUAGGGGAUUUCGGAAUAGGAAGCCCACAAGCCUAUGUGCAGACAAGCAGUCUGUUUAUUGCUGACCGUUUGUAUUUUUCCUGUUUGCUAUGCCGGAGAAAUUUUCACCGGAAAAGCCGAUGCAAGAGCAUCUCGGAACCUCCACGGCGUUUAUUAUACAGCUGUUAUAAAAGUACCAUGGGGAAUUCAACUGAAAUACUGUUUUUUCUACAAGGACUGAGUGACACAGUGUCAAGCAAGCGUACAUACUUUAUCCUCAUUCUUCUUGUUUACCUUUUUACUCUUUUAGCGAACCUGACUUUGAUUGUGACAAUUAUUUUGGAGAAAACUCUCCAUGAGCCCAUGCUUGUAUUCCUGUGUAAUUUGUGUGUAAAUGGUAUACUUGGUGCCUCAAUAUUAUAUCCUAAAAUAUUAGUGGACCUUUUAUCUGACUUAAGUGUUACUUCGUAUGAAGCUUGUUUGGGUCAAAUUGUUGUAUUAUACAGCUACACAAACUGCGAAUAUACCACGUUAGCAAUGAUGGCUUAUGACAGGUAUAUCGCGAUAUGUAAGCCACUCAAUUACCACUCUAUCAUCACGCCUCAGAAGGUGAUGAAAUUACUGUUAUUUACCUGGCUUUCAUCCAUCUGUGAAUCAGUUGUUGUGGUGGGCCUGAUAGCCAGACUGCCCCUCUGUGGAUUCAAAAUCGAAAAGAUUUACUGCACAGCCUGGGCCGUCGUAAAGCUGUCGUGUGUGGACACCUCUAUCAACAACAUAGUUGGGUACACUUUCAUAGUUUUUAACAUUUCACUAGCAGUGCUGGUCGUGAUUUCCUAUGUUUAUAUCGUCAGAGCAUGUGUGCGAUCGCCGAAAGAACGGAGUAAAUUCAUGCAGACCUGUUUGCCCCAUUUAAUCGCACUGACUAAUUUCUUCAUCGCAUUGGGUUUUGACCUCAUGUACACGCGCUAUGGUCCCACCGACCGUCUGCAGGCUCUCCGCAAUUUCAUGUCCCUGGACUACCUCAUUGUUCCACCGCUCCUAAAUCCCCUAAUCUAUGGCCUGAGACUGAACCAGAUCCGCCGGAAAAUCUUUAGAAUGUGCAGCCAGAAAACACGUGCUCUAAAGUGAAUGUUUGUACUUUGUUCAGGUAGGAAAAUCAAUAUCCCCCCUCCAAAUGUUUUCAUAAAGAUGACAACAAUAGCCUACAAUCUCUGAACAGCAGGAUUAAAGGGUUCUAAGAUGUAGCACAGAUUUAGAUGUUCCCGGAAGUAAUAUGUGGCUGUCUUGUUCUAUUGGCCUUGUUUGGUUUACAUUAUUUUUUAGUUUCACGCAAAAAUUUGCGGGGUAUGGGCUGUGUUUCCUUGUGUAUGAAAACAUGGAACUUUAAGUACAUUCAGAGCGGAAAAACCCAGACAGAUGCUAACUGGAAUUAGUCUCUUUUUUUUUUUACACCGUGUUGAGACUGCUAUUCAUAUUCAAGACAGUAAAAAAUGUAGAUUACAUUUUAAAUUGCAGUGAUACAUAUAAAAUUCAUAAUG
This is a messenger RNA of Anguilla anguilla (European eel), 1683 nucleotides long. Its product is annotated as olfactory receptor 2G3-like. The transcript has 2 exons. Gene Ontology annotation, cellular component: membrane. Gene Ontology annotation, molecular function: G protein-coupled receptor activity; olfactory receptor activity. The coding region runs from base 344 to 1273 and encodes 309 amino acids. NCBI's taxonomy places the organism in Eukaryota, Metazoa, Chordata, Actinopteri, Anguilliformes, Anguillidae. The record is from RefSeq and is a predicted model, not a curated record. Gene Ontology annotation, biological process: G protein-coupled receptor signaling pathway.